Sphaeroforma arctica JP610 is the source of this 178-nucleotide messenger RNA. RefSeq lists its product as hypothetical. The record is from RefSeq and is a predicted model, not a curated record. Lineage: Eukaryota; Ichthyosporea; Ichthyophonida. The transcript has a single exon. The annotation marks the transcript as partial.
AUGUACUCCAAACGUGAACACAUCAAGAGCGAACCGAAGGACAAGAAAACCGAGGACAAGAAACACGCCAAAGACAGUGCAGCCCACAAGCGAGCACGCACGGGCGCAACCGAGCCAGCCCAAACUAGCACACAGACAACUCUACCAGGUGAAACCAGCACACAGACAACCCUACCAG